AAAAUGAAACCGUUUGAUUUAGCUCGGCGACCUCAAGCCGCCGGAUCAGCUUGCAUGUCGGCGGUGUCGCGAUUCAUAUGAGCUCAAAGGUCGGGUUGUCUAUCGUUUUCUAUGAACGAUGCAUGGCCAGUUACAGUUGGGAAGUAAAUGUUACUCAAAAACCCUAAUUUAGGUUGCAGAGAAGGAAGAAAGCAAAACAAUCAUCAUCUAUUUCAGAUCAUAAUUUUGUGGGUUUAUUGGAGAUGGCGAAGAUGAUCUGGCUCAAGGGGAAGGAUCAUCUUCCUUGCGUUUCAAAGGAGUUGAUUCUUCAGAAGAGCAUUGUGAGCAAAUGUAUGGAUUUUUGCCAUGCUCUGAAAAUCUCCUAGGCCACCUCUUCCUCAUAGUCGUGUACGAGUACUUGUUGUACCACGGAGAAGGCUAUGUCGCUUCUGGAGGUAAACGGAUUUUCAAGAUUCUUGGUCCUGGUGUCUUUGGUGCGAGUGCUUUCCAGGUGCUCGGUUUUCUUCCGGAGUCAUUGAUACUUCUCGUUACUGGACUUAUGAACACCAAAGAUGUAGCUCAAGAGUAUGUCCUGACUGGAGUUGGGUUGCUAGCCGGAUCGACAAUAUUCCUUCUCACUUUGCUAUGGGGAACUUGUGUCAUCAUUGGGCGUCAGGAUUUUUCCUCAGAAUCUGGUUCCAAUCCUACAUUGGUUCCUACCAGAAGCCCUUACAAAAAGUUGCAUUCGUUUCUUACUGGUUCUGGUGUAAUUACAGACCCAGAGACAAGUUCAACAGCACAGAUUAUGCUUAUUUCAGUUAUACCAUUUAUGUUUCUCAUGAUCCCAAAGCUAUUUGGCAUGACAUAUACUGUUCGUGGAUACAUCUUCAUAAUCACACUUCUUGUUUCCGUGACGUUCUUGCUAGUAUACUUCAUUUAUCAGGUGUUUGAGCCUUCGAUCCAAAAGAGACGAUUGUCGUACGUCAAACAUGAGCAUUUAGUUUUAGACAUACUAAAACAUUUACAGGAGCACACCGCAGAAAAAAUACUCACGGAAGAUGGUUUACCAAACAUGGCUGCUAUAAAAAGUUUGUUUACAAAAAUUGAUCAAGAUGGCGAUGCUUACAUAUCUUUUCCUGAGCUGAAAGAACUUCUCCAGGAUAUAAAAUUCAGGCAAACUUGGAACAAAGAGAAAACAAUCGAAGAAGUGAUGAAAGAAUUUGACCAUGAUGGAGACACAAAAGUAACAAUUGAUGAAUUCAUCGAUAGAUUCACAAAAUGGCUUGAUGAGACUAAGAGUGCCGUAAGUAAACCGUAUCGCUCACUUGAUUCUUGGAAGGACUUGUAUCAGGUGGUCCAACCGUGGGUUCAAACCAAAAGGAAAGAACAAGAAACAAUGAAGGUCCUUGUAUCAGAAAUUAUCAGCCAUGCUAAAAACACUCCACUUGGGAGCUUCUAUAAAGAAGAUGGAACACCAAAUGUAUCUGCCAUAAAGAGAUUGUUUGAGAGCUUAGAUGUCAACAAAGAUAACUCUGUAUCGUUAUCCGAGUUGAAACAACUUAUGAUGGAUGUCGACUUUGGGAAGACAUCAUGGAAUGUGGAUGAAGCAACUUCUCACAUAAUGGAAGACCUUGACAGAAGUGGAGAUCAACAGAUUGACGAAGAGGAAUUCGUAGAUGGAUUUAGGGAAUUGCUUAACACAUCUAAUGAUCAGAUGAGCCCCAAGACGCCUGGACCUAAAGAUAUAUCCCGGAAACCAUGGGAAAAAUGGGAAGAUUAUGGUGAAGAUAGAUCGGGUUGGGCCUGGACAAAGGCUAUAAUGCUGGUGGUGGUUGGGAUAGCUGUGUUAGCACUUCUCGCUGAACCUCUUAUCCACAGUGUUCAGAAUGUCUCCAACUCGGCGACCAUACCAUCUUUUUUCAUAUCUUUCAUAUUAGUUCCCUUGGCCUCAAAUGCUAGAGUAGCCGUCUCCGCCAUCCAAACUGCAAGUCAAGGGAAAGAACGAACCACAUCGUUGACAUUUUCUGAGAUAUAUGAUGGGGUGUUCAUGAACAAUGUUCUUGGAUUUUCUGUUCUUCUAGCAGUCGUAUAUUUUCGAGGAUUGAUGUGGCAUUUCACUGCUGAAUUAUCGGCCGUGUUCAUUGUAUGUGUGAUCAUGGGCACAGCAGCCGGAUUCCGAUCAAAGUUCCCUGUUUGGACAUCGAUCAUAUCGUACCUGCUUUAUCCCUUAUCUUUGAUCUUUGUGUAUUUUUUUGGUGAUUUUUAACAGAACAUAAUUAGAGAGUAGGAAAGGAGAAAGAUGAUGCAUUAAAUUUGUUCUUUGUAUCUAUAAAAAGCUCAAGUCUUGGGAAUUUAUUGAAAUAUGGUAAUUUAUCUACUCUAACUUACUAAAUUUGCA
Molecule: messenger RNA, 2377 nt
Organism: Cynara cardunculus var. scolymus (artichoke)
Lineage: Eukaryota; Viridiplantae; Streptophyta; Magnoliopsida; Asterales; Asteraceae
Product: sodium/calcium exchanger NCL1-like
Exons: 11
Coding region: 329-2245 (638 amino acids)
Biological process (GO): calcium ion transmembrane transport; intracellular calcium ion homeostasis
Cellular component (GO): membrane
Molecular function (GO): calcium ion binding; calcium:proton antiporter activity
Source: RefSeq, a predicted model, not a curated record